This is a messenger RNA of Dioszegia hungarica, 375 nucleotides long. RefSeq lists its product as uncharacterized. NCBI's taxonomy places the organism in Eukaryota, Fungi, Basidiomycota, Tremellomycetes, Tremellales, Bulleribasidiaceae. The transcript has 6 exons. The record is from RefSeq and is a predicted model, not a curated record. Bases 1 to 375 code for a protein of 124 amino acids.
AUGCCUCCCGCUACUUCCCCCCAGAUCCGGCAUUUCAAGUCGACUGAUAAGAUGGCUUUGAAUGCGCUCGGGACAGGGACGUGGGUCACCGAGCUGGGAACGACGGGUGUCAAGUCCGAGUAUACAGGCGGGAUGUUUGAGAAGGAUGCAACGUCAGAUCCGGUCAAUAACAAGAAUGGAGCGACGCAGAGCGAGUGGAAAUAUAUCAUCUCGGGCGAGUGGCACAUCCGGACAGAUACUGGCAAAGACAUCAUCGCCAGAGUCGGAGACGUCGUGUUCGUCCCCAAGGGCGCGAUCUUCAGCUCCAGUCCAUCACCUUUCCGCGCGUUCUUUGUAGCUAGCAGGAGUAGCAAGCCCCAUCUGGCCAAGCUCUGA